AUGCCGGUGGAAAAUGUCAGUCGACUGAGUAUUACGCUCAAGCUUCCGUUGAAGUUCUUCCAGUCAGUGGAGCGACUCUCAAACAACGACUCCACGUCCUCGGAUACAGACUUGGCGACUCAGCAAGCAAGUCAGUGGCAGCGAUUGGGUCCCAGUCUCAGCUGGUUCAAAGCUCUGAAGAAGCUGGACUUGUGGCUAGACCACACUGAGCCCCAAUUCUGGGCCGUGGUCAACGAGCGCUCGACCCUCUCCUCUCUCCUUACACAACUAAGCAAUCAUCCCAACCUUGAUGUUACUGUCACUCUGCCCAUGGUUCACCCAAAAUUCGAACAGGACGAGCGGCACUACAUCGACGAGGAAAUUUCACCCAAGAUAAUCUCACCGAAUGUCCGUAUACACAGGGUGCUGCGGCAAAAAAGGUAUGCUGUUGAUGAUGCUAAUGGAGACGUUAAGAUUGUCAAAAAGUACGAUUUUCCGUUCAUGUACGACGAGUAUCUGGGACUUGGACUUGGAAUGUCUUUGGCUGAGAUGGCGAAACGUGAGCGGGGGGAAUGGAAACAGGGUCGUAAUAUGGAGAAUGAGGCUGCAAGAGCUAGUCUGGAUUCCUUCGCUCAGGGCUACAAGCGGCUUCAAGACGAUAACGACCACCUCCGGAACGAACUUGCUGAGCGCACCCGUACGCAUGAACAAACUAUCACCCAACUUCGACAGGCAGCAGAGCAUCAGAACACCGAACAUGCUGCUGCGCUCAAGGCGACAAACAAGGAGAUACGCAUACUGCGACAAGAGAAAGAGAGCCUGAAAGAAAGCAUCAAAGAUAUGGAGUCUCAGAUCACAUCAGUCAACGACGAGGUUACUAAGCUGAGAGCAGAGAAUGCAAGACUUCGGAGUUGGUCGGUUUACCGCACCCGCGAGGUCAAAGGCUACCUCGACAAGAUCAAAGAUUGCAACAAGAGCUUUGAGAGCUACAGAGAGCGAGUGAGGGAUUUGGCGAACGAGGAUUAG
Messenger RNA from Alternaria ventricosa, 1005 nucleotides. RefSeq lists its product as uncharacterized. The coding region runs from base 1 to 1005 and encodes 334 amino acids. The record is from RefSeq and is a predicted model, not a curated record. NCBI's taxonomy places the organism in Eukaryota, Fungi, Ascomycota, Dothideomycetes, Pleosporales, Pleosporaceae. The transcript is spliced from 2 exons.